AUUUGGUCAGCAUCAAGGUCGAACCAGACCACGCAAAUCCAUCCCCAUCACUCUCUCUCGCCGUCGCACCAGCCGUCCCUCGCCGCCGGCGCCACCGCGCCGCCGCCGGCAGAAGUACACCAUGCUCCGCCUCCACAAGUAUGUCCUCACCCAACUGCUCCCUUCUUCCUCCGCCUCUACCAUCUCCCUCCUUCUCCACCGCCUCAUCUCCGCCGUUUCCCCCAACCCUAGUAGCUUUGCGGCGGAGGAGUACCUCGUCGCCACCUGCGGCCUCACCCGACCACAGGCCGCCAAGGCCUCUCCGAAGCUCUCCCACCUCAAAUCCCCCGCCAAGCCUGACGUGGUGCUCUCCUUCCUCGCCGGUCUCGGCCUCUCCACCGCCGAUGUCGCCGCCCUCGUCGCCAAGGACCCCAAGUUCCUCUGCGCCGGCGUGGAGAGAACCCUGGCCCCCGUCGUUGCCGGGCUCGCCGGCCUCGGCCUCUCGCGUUCUGAGAUCGCGCGCGUGGUCUCGCUCGCCGGUGAGUUCUUCCGCCGCAGAUCUGUCGCCUUGAAGCUAUCCUACUUCCUAUCAGUCUUCGGUUCCAACGGUGACCUGUUCCGGGUACUCAAGCACAACCCCAAUCUCCUCGGAUGCGACCUCGACAAGGUUGUCAAGCCCAACGUCGCCUUCCUCCGGGAGUGCAGGCUCGAUAAUUGCGUUAUUGCCAAGCUGUGCAUCCAUUCGCGAUGGCUGCCCGCCAUCAACCUGGAACGCCUCCGGGCAAUGGCGACAUGCGCCGAAGGUAUAGGUGUGCCACGUGGCUCUGGGAUGUUCAGACGGGCCUUGCAUGCUGUCGCACUUCUCAGCCAGGAGAAGAUCACCGCCAAAGUGGACUACUUGAAGAACACGUUCAGGUGAUCAGAUGCCGAGGUGGGUAUUGCUGUUUCUAAGGCUCCAGUUGUGCUGAGGAAGAGUAAGGAAUCACUGCACCCUAGGUCAGGGUUCCUCAUCUCCGAGGUGGGGUUGGAACCGGCAUAUAUUGCUUGUCGUCCGGCAAUAUUCACAUACAGCUUGGAGGGCCGGCUCAGACCCCGGUACUAUGUCGUCAAAUUUCUCAAGGAAAAUGGAUUGCUAGAUCAAGACAGGGACUUCUAUGCUGCAGUCAUGAUCAGCGACAAGGUAUUCGUCGAGAGGUUCAUAUGCCCUCAUAAGGGAGGUUCCAGCUAGAUUCAGUUUUACAUGAACCAAGGGUAAUAAGAAAAUUGGUAUGUUCAUUAUGUCAUUCAUUCAGUAGAGAAGAAAGCAUCGCACUGCUAUGAACUUGUCUUUGUCAUAUUGCACACAUAUUGGAACUAGGAGAGUAUGAGUUCAGGGUAUUCUGCAAAUUCUUUGAAGUAUCCAUGAGUAGUAUUUCUGCACACUCUCUGUUUGUAUGUUCUGAAAUGGCCAUUUCAGUUUUGAAUGCAAUCCUCAAUCAAUAUUUCCAUGAAAGAAUGGUCUCAUUUUGGCCAUGAAGAUGAUAUCAAGUCUCAACCUUCCCUUUGGAUGAGAAUUUUGAACCUCUUUUUCCUUGGGAAGCAAUUUUGGAUUUGUUGAUGUGCUGAUCACUGUUGAAGAUCCAGUUUUGAUCUAGUUUGUUGGUUGGUUGGUUGCUUUAGUUCUUCUAAGCUGAAAUAUUCCUUCUUCCUGGAGUAGCUUUGUUUAUAAGAUAUUAACUGUUGUGAAAGCAGGCCAUUGUUGAGUAGCAUUUAACGAUCAGCUGUGUGCCGCCCUUGUCUGGUGCUUGUUGAAAUUAUAGAAUCAAGAUUAAUGAAAUGUAGGCGAAGUGAACAGGUUGGCUGAUGAAGUGACUUACCACCAGCCACCAGGUGAGAAGAUAUGGAGUUCUUCCUCAAGCAAAAAGUGGCUGGGCAAUAGGAUCAUACUGAUUUACUGAAUUUGAAUUUUUGCAAUUGAAAUGUGCUGAAACUGGAUGUAGAUGCUGCUUUCUUUCCCAGGAAACGACGUGAAACAUGUGGGCAUUGGCUUUGAUGCACUAUACAUGAUUCUGCAGGCUCUGUAAGUUGAUGAUGCCCUGAAGAUUCAGUGACAAGUAUGGCCUGACGCUGGUGUAAGUUUUAUUCAGGGAAGCUCCUACUUGUCUCUUUUUUGAAUUUUGCAAGUUAAAGUAAACCUUCUAGUAUUAUACUAGAGAUUGUAACAUGGUGGCUAACGAGUUGCUGUCGCAUGCCUGUCGGAUUCAUCAGCUCAGCUUAGUGAGGCAAACUGAACAAAAUAGCAGCAUCUUGUGCUUUAAUCAAUCCAUACUUGGAGCUCCGUGCGCUUAUAUUUGAAAAAAAAGAACGAAUCAUGCAUGCAUGUAAACAGAAAGUGUGAUGUAAAUUUUCUACUCUGAAUUCUGAAUUUGAAUCAGAGUUGAUUGUUAACUCCAAAUCUUUCAGACUUCAUGGGUUACACCCAAGUAAGUCUGAAGCUAUAGUAUGUGUUUAAAUUUUUUAACUUGAAUCAGAGCAGAAAGUUAACAGCAACCUUAUAACAAAGUUUUUUUUUGCUGUACUUAUUCCCUCCAACACGGCAUUUUCUAUAUUUGGCUGCCAGAAGCUAAUACGGCUAACAUUAAUAGACGCUUCGCUUCAGACUCUUCAGAGCCACAACUCAGUAUUUUCUAUUAUCACAGCGGCAUCUCUAUGACACUUGUUCUUAAGUUUUCCUAACAUUGGGACUGGGGUUAACUAAUUAUGUUGAGAAAUAAUUUUCUCAUCUUAAAAAACAUCAAUGAUUAGAGGUUUCUGAGCAAAAAGCUAUUCUGUAGUUUUCAUAAAUGUCCAAUUCAGUCUAUUAAAGUGGGCAUAUUUUCAUACAGGUUCAGCGAAGGAGAAAUGUCAAUAUAAAAGUGCGAAUAAAAUUGUUUUACCAUAUAAUUUAAAGUGUGCAUUUUUAGUAUCUAAUGUACUGAAGGCAUGUAUGUAUACCAAUUGCAAAUGCUAGCUGAUUGCAUCGUUCUUAUUUCUGGAAUUUCUUCAAUAUUUUCUCUAAAUGUUGGUUGUGUGGAUCUGACACGGAAAAUGAGAGGAAGAAUUUAGGGUGACAUAUUGGUGAGGAAGAACGACAGAUUUCUUUUCUCUCUCGCUUCUGAACACUAUAUGGUCCUACUUAUUGUUGCAUGGUUAACAAUGCAAAUUGCAAACCACCAGUGGAGUUACAUGUAUAGUGCAAAUGCGAGACAAUAGAACGAAUCUGGAGUUGUUCAUAUCUGCUCCAUAGAGACAAUUGUUAUAAUUUUCGGGGUUAAAACAGGAGCUGUAUUUUAUCAUCAACUGUCAGCACCUUGCCUUCAUCAUGUAUUAAGUUUACUAGUGGCUAAGUUUUUUUUUUGUUUAGUCUGUUGCAUGCUACUUUGGUCGCUGCUAGCUCUUGAUGAGACUGAUACUUUCGUUCCUUGAUGGCAAUUCUUUGAUGCAUUACAAAAAAGAAAACUAUUUUCAGCUUAGUAGGUGUGGUUUGUUGCAAGAAUUUUAGUAUUUUCACCAAGCAGACCAUGAAGUUAGCUGGUAUUCGAUCUCUGGGCAGAAGGAAAAUGAUACGGAAAGCAUCAUAGAAGGUGAUAAUGGUUCAUGUAGUCCAUCACACGUAUGCACUUGACACAUCAUACAUCAGUCGGAUUCGGGAGCGCUUGUUCCUUGCCUCCUUUGUACUUAGAGUCUUUAUUUUAGAGCAAGCAUGGCACCAACUUGACUGCCACGGUCCGGUAGUAUACAUUCUUUCAGUGUGGUAAGUAGAGAAAGAAACUACUAUUAACCCCUCUUUUCUUACUGUGUGAGCUUCUUGAGAGAACUAGCCUUUAUUCCCUGAAAGGCAGAGAGGUAAGACAUGGCAGGGCACUGGAGUUGUCGUCCCUUUCUCUAAUCCAAACCACCUGAACUCAAAAGUUUUCAAUUUACUGAAUAUACACGAUGAUUUCUUUCUUUCUUUCUUCCAGAGGAAGAAGAUGUGCUGAAAUGGUGUGCUACGCACGUCCGUGUUUUUGGAGGCGGAUCAGCAAAUUUUGAGCUGAGAAGAAGGUAUUGUAUGUCGACCUUUAUUGUAGGCAUCAGUCAGCAACAAGAAUGGAGAGGGUGAAGCACCACUUGAAGAAACUUAAUGAGGCAAAAGCUAAUGCAGCACGCUCGUUGAGAGGCUGCAUCCAUCCCUGCCGUUGGCUGGCUGCUGGACAAAACUGGAGCUAGGCAUGAUUGGCUAGACGCACUUGAUCUUCUUGAACCUGGCCGGCGACGAUAGAGGCAGCUCGAGUGGGCAGGUGGCCUCCAGCCUGUGCGCGUCGCCGUGUGGAGGGUACUUGACCUCCCCGGCGAGCUUGAGCUGCAGUCGGAACACGCCUGCCGCCGCGCUCUCCUUCACAAACUCUGCCACCCCGACGCUUCCGAGUGGGGCGGCGCUCUCGCCCGACGCCGCGACCUUGUACACCUCCUUCUUCCAUGGCCGGAUAUACCCGUGCGAGCUCCCCCGCAUCCUGAUGCUGGCGAAGCGCUCGCCGGCAAAGAGCAGCUCGGCGUCGAGAGGCGCGCCAACCCUGGCGUGCAUGGCCCAGUUCCGGUUGUGCACGGCGACGGCGAGGGAGAUGUCGUAGGAGAGCAUGGUGCCGUUGGGGCCGGCGAGGGCCAGGCGGGCGAGGGAGGCGUCCUCGACGGCGGCGCGGACGUGGAGGACAAAGGCGAAGGCCGCGACGAGGAUCGCAGCCAGGUGGGCGGAGCCCCGAGAGCGGUCGUCGCACAAGCAGCAGCAAAGACAGCUGCAGUCGCAGUCGCCAUCGCCGUCGCUCAUCGUGCUGCUUGUUUCUUGUUUGUGCCUGAUCUGAUUCUGAUCGACUCGGCAGCAAGGCAAAGCGAUGUAUGCAUAUAUAGUAGGAGUAGAUCAGACACUAGAGAUGAAAACGGAUCCGACUCCAACGAGUCGGUCGCAACACCUUCCAUUUUCGAUCAUGACGGCGUUCCCGUGUUCGUCUCCAGGUCGGAUUAGAUAGCCAAGGGAGGUCUCCGUUUUGUUUGUAGCAAAUAUUUGGACCUGCUCUAGUGCAAAUUCGGCGCGAGUAUCCAAUAUUUUUUCCGUGGGGAAUUUUGAAUCGAGACUUUCUGUUA
Messenger RNA from Triticum dicoccoides, 5115 nucleotides. RefSeq names its product transcription termination factor MTERF6, chloroplastic/mitochondrial-like. Gene Ontology annotation, molecular function: double-stranded DNA binding. The coding region runs from base 122 to 898 and encodes 258 amino acids. Lineage: Eukaryota; Viridiplantae; Streptophyta; Magnoliopsida; Poales; Poaceae. The transcript is spliced from 2 exons. The record is from RefSeq and is a predicted model, not a curated record. Gene Ontology annotation, biological process: regulation of DNA-templated transcription.